AAAUAAAAUAAAAAAAAUCAAGUUUUGAAACUCCAUUUGCUGGUGUACAAUAAAAUACAAACAAAAUAUAAAACAAGAAAAUUGAAUGGCAACAACAGUGAACUAAAAUUCCAAUCACCGACAAAAAACUACAACAAAUACCAACCGAUACGGGUCCAAUAAAUGCUACAAAGUUAACAUAUUUAUUCACAUUCAGAUCUUGGAGAAAACUAAUCACACAUAUGCAGAUGUAUGCCCCAAAUGUAUGUCUGCAUAAAUGUACAAAUGUAUAAUGUGUGCUAGUCCCGUAAAGAACCGUCUGGAGGAGCCAAAUAUGCAACACCCGCUUAUUUCUGCAUCAAAUAUACACGAGCUGCUCUCUUCACAAAUUGAAAACGGAAACGGAAACGGCGGAACGAGACUUCGCCAGGAAGGUGCACGUGGUCGUCUUAUAAUUCCCAAAAUGUCCGAUCCGACACUUUGUCGGAGCCUGUGCCUAUUGAUGUUAGUCAUCGCUCUGAUGGCAGCGCCUCCCUUGGGAUCUGCGCAAGCACAUGAUGAGCCGUACAUUGUUAAACCAACGCCCAUCUUACGUGCGACAGGUGCAGAUGAUUUAACCACUGUAUUAUUGGUAAAUAACGACGGAGGCGGACGCCUAGGUGACAGUCACGGUCACGGCCGAUUUCUGUCGGUUCGCCCCGAAGUCGGCCUCCUGACCUCAACGGCACGCACCUUUAUCCAAGAGGGCGUGACAACCGAAUAUGCGACACAGGUCGUAGGCACAACCCUCAACAAUGGUCGUCUGUAUGCACAGUACCUGAAGAAGAGCUCGCGGGUGCUCUUCGAAAAUGGUCAGGUGUCGCCGUCUGUCGUCACGAGUUGGGUGGGUGAAGGUGUUCCCCAGACUCGCGCCUACCUGCAAAGCCACAAUGAUCUGCUUGAUGCUGAAUCACCGGAUUGGCAGGAAAUCGAUGAUAGGCUACUAGAUCAUCAGUUUGUUGGCAAUACGGAUUACAUUAAGCUUGGGCACGCCGCCAGUCAAUUGAUGGAAGCGCACGCUGCUCCAUCUUCGUCCGCCUCGACGGAUCCAAAGAAAAUUGUAGAUGUGCAGCUUGUGGCCAACUCCGGACAAAGGGACGACAAUGGCCGCAAAGUGGCUGCGCAUAAAGUCUUGCCAAUUGGCGAUUUGCCAACGUUUACGGUCAAAAAUCAUUUUGAGCCAAGUGGAUAUCAGACAAUCGAAGGUGAAAUAAAAUCACAAUCUGUUGGCGAAUUGUCUGCUCAGACUGAGGAAGAAGAAGGACGCUCCGCAAAGGUUUACUAUCAGGAUCUAAUGCAGGAUAAGAAAAGUGAGAAAAUAUCCAUCCAAAACUCCCAAUCGUACCUCCAAUCGCCAGCUAAUGUGGCAAAGAAGAGUGCUCCGUCAACUGUUACCUACUAUGGUUUUGCUGAAUUCACAACUCUCGUGGGCGAUAGUUUAAUUGUUUUCCUGCCGAGCACUGCCCAGCCCAGCUCCAUCGUGGGCCACGUAACCUCAAUAAAGGGCAUGGCUACACUUAGAACCAGCGAGGUUCAACCACCGCAGGACGCAAGCACAGAAAACCUCCUUGCGUCGAAGACGGUCGACCGUGAAACUUCCUCCAGUACAACUAUAAAUCCGUGGGCUGUUUUUGUGGACGCCACUGAGCCAAUAACAACAACAGAGAGCAGCAGCAGCAUAUCGCCAACGACUUCAGAGCUAAUAAUGUCUGAAAUUGGCUUGGUUUCAACUGCAACACCUUCUCUUGAUCUUACAACAACCGAGAAGAUAAUCGAAUCAAGCGAUGCAAAGCCAAUGUUUUCAUUGCCAACGGACCAAGAAAUUCUGGAAAUCUACGCGUCUCUAGCCAAAGCUCAAGCAGCGGCUUCUCCCUCUCCUUCUUCUUAUCCCACACCAGUAUCCGUAUCUGUCGAGACAAUGCAACAUACCCAACUUCCAACUUCCGUCCAACCGGAUGAGACCCAUUUGCCAAGCGUCCAACCGGAUGUGUCAAAUCUUCAGGUGCACGGAGGAGCAACAACCAUAUUCAUAGACGACGAUCCCUUUGAAAAUUUUGUAGAGCCCACUUCUGUGUUAACGAUUCAGUCCUCGCCAGCGACAGCAGAAAUCAUUGCCAAAACGACGCCCACAACAGAGGAGAAGGAUACGACUUCAUAUACAAAUGCCGAUGAAUCAGAAGGGUCGACAACAACGAGCUCAGAGGCUGAAGAAAACUCAACCACCCUCAAGUCACAGCUGACCGAAGAUACAACAGAUCCUGCAGCAUCUCCAGCGGAGCUAUCGCCGUUGCCGUCGCCGUCGCCUACACCGAUAAUUAGGGAAAUAAGUAGCCCAGAUGAGGUGAAGUGCGCACAGAUCAAGUCACAAGUGUUUUUGAGGCAAGUACCAAAGACUAACACGAUUUCAAGCACGCAAUUAGUACAGGGUCAAGAGGAUCUUCCAUUUGACAUCAAGGAGACAACUAAAUAUUUCUGCAUAGAGACCACACGGGCAAUUGAAUCACCACAACUGGAGAAGCCCACACACACAUCAGUUGUGCAAGACUCGUCGUCUUCUCUGCCUGCAACAACAACUGUGGCAUCAUCAGUCCAAGAAGAUACAACCACAGUGGAUACCCGGCCAGAGACACAGACCGAGGCUAUUGUCACACUAAAGGAAGAAAGCUCAACAGAGGCGGAGAUGGAGCCAGAGACGGAGACAGAGACGGCGGAAGCGGUUAUUGAUGAUGAUUAUGUUACCGAACCUGACACUACUCAUUUAAUUGAUAAUGAUAAUGAUAAUGACGAUUAUGAUAAUGAUAGUGGCUCGGACGAAGUAGAUCUUAUAUACAAAACCCUAUACACAACCUACACGUACCUGACGACCUUCUUCCAAGGCCCGUCCACAACUGUCUCUAGCCAUACGGAAAUCGUUACCAAUGUGGUUACCUCUACACUAGAUCCCGAUAAAGAUCUGAACACGAAAUCAACAGAUAUUUUGGCGCAAGUCGGUGACAAUGAAAUCUCCGCCACUCAAACUCAAAAUGUGCACGCACAGAUGACAGCUACGGCAAAAACGAUACCGAGGAGUUCAUCGAAAUAUAUGAUUCCCGAUGAACUGGAGAGCUUAUUACAUGCAAGUGCCAACGAUGAGCCCAGCAGUUCAAAAGAUGCCAAUCAAAAACAACAAACUAGCUAUAUUGAUGAUACGAAAUAUACAAAAACAUUCUUUACAACUUACACAUAUUACACAACAAUUUUCGCUGAGAGCGAAACGGAGAUAAUGUCACGGACUGAGGUCUUUACAAAUUAUAUUACCGAACUUGGUGGGCCAAAAAAAUCGAGUGGAGCUGCUGAUCAACGAUCAAUCGAUCAAAUACUAGCAUCUACAACGUCGCCAGCCAUAACCGUAUCCGUGUCGGAAAUCCCUCAACUAAAUCUCAAUCAGGCAAAGGAAGACGAAGAGGAUGAUGGAGAAAAGCAUGUGACACUGGUAACUGAUGUCCGAUCGAGUAGUUCCAAUGGCGAACAACAAGUUAUUGGCAAAAUCGGGGCUGACGAUCAAGUUAGUUCGGAGAGCAAUACGGAAGAGAUCCUGCCAUCCGCAACGCUGCUUCUUCAGACCAGUUUUACAACGUUCACCUUCUACACAACGAUGUAUGUGUCGGAUAGCACGAAUGUCGUGAGUCGACUCGAAACUGUUACCAAUAUUGCCACCGAAACGUUGCAGCCAACGAAGGUGUUGAGCCAUGAGGAGGCAACCCUACCGAUCACAUAUUUCACCACAUUCACGUAUUGGACUAAAUUGGCCAAGGACGGAGAAAUCACAACAAUUAGCAGAGAGGAAACCAUAUCGAAUGUGAUUGAGCCGUCUAAUCGUGCCACCGUUGGCUCUGAUUCCAGUUCAAACUCCAUUUCGGACUCGAGUUCGAGUUCAAUGCUGUCGACAAUAUCACAGACAAGUGUUGGCUUAAAUAAUGCGAUAAGCACUAGCAAAAGUGAUGUAUCAGCAGAGCUGACGACCUUCUAUACCACAUAUACGUAUUAUACUACCUCAUAUGAAGCUAAUAAAACUGUGACGGAUUCUCGCUUUGAGACAAUCACGAAUGUGGUAACACCCAAAAGCGAUCCGAUCGCAACUUCUGCGCUGAAUAUAGAACUGACAACACCAAUAUCCAUUUCAGAGAGCGUCUCAGCAGGAAUCACAGAAGCACAGCAGGAUAGCAAAAAUAAAGACUUGAUAUUUUACGAUUAUAAGCAUAUAAUCGAUGCCGAAGGGGUUAGCACCUUGUACUUUACAACUCAGAUUCAAUCUACAGUCGACGGUGAGGGUAAAGCUAUUGAGGCUACCAGCAGCACGUCCAGCUUGCAUAUCGAUGAGGAGAAGAAAAUGAUUUUGGCCACGGCGCUGGCAGCUGAAGGGGGCGGGACGACAGAUCAGAACUCAGUUUCUGCUCGGCAAUAUAAAACCGGAUUGGUUCGACUAAUCGAGGGCACGCGAAUCGGAAAUAGUACGACGACCCUGUAUCAGUCAAAGGUUAUUGGCACUAUUAUAGACAGUCGCUAUGCGCAGAUUAUCGAGAGUACAUCCAGCUUCAUCUUCGAGAAAGCCAUAGCUGCUGCCACCGUAGUACCAAGUGCAACAGUUGAUGACACGAUGAUGAUUAGCAGCAGCACGCAGAGCGUCAGCCUGCAGUCUGUGGCUGCAGUGGAGGGCAGCAUUGCUGGCGAUGAUGCGAUCGAAGGUGUUACCGAGGACUCAAAUCAAGAAGACCAUGAUUCGGAUGAUGCUGACAAUGGUAAUGACAAUGCUCGACAAUCGUUUCAGUCAAAGAAACGCACUUUUGCGCCCGUGAUUAGACCGUUCGCCUCCCGUAAUAGGCCGACAUUUGCGCCAAAGCAUAAAACCCUGAGUCCGAGCAGUGCAACAAUUAUAACGAGAUCCGACAUAACACCGACAAUAACAGCGACUCCGGCUCUCAAAUCCGUCGGCAGGUAUAGUUCAACUCGAAGGGGUGCCAUUUCCAAUGCCCCAAACAAUCCGCUUGACGGUGGUCCGGCAUCGACAUCGUCGUCUAGACGACUAUUCGGACGCCCAAUAAAACCGUCGACCGGUUCCGGUUCCGGAGUUAGCCAGAGCGUGGGAAGCACACAGCAAGCGAGUCCAGGCUUCGCUCCGUCCAGAAACCGUUUUGCGUCCUCAUCACGUUCUGCCCCAAUAUCUAGCUCGAGGCGUCUCAGUAUAAAUGCCUCCUAUCGCCCGUCCAGCAGUCCCGGUUUUCGUGCUUCAGCACUGAAUGCUGCCAACUCGAAGCAACGCAUUAAGCCAACCUCACUUAAUGGCCAAUUAGCCAUUUCCUCAACAUCGACAUUGCCAAAGCCAGACAAUUCGGACGAUGAAGAGGAGAGUUCCACAGAGGAGCAGACACAGGCCAAUGAAGAGGAUGAAAAGGCAACUCAAAAUUCCAGACGUAAUCAGAACCCAUUGCUGCGCUUCCGUCGACCUCUCAAUCGACCCAGCGGCUUCACGCCUGCUGCUGCACGUCCCAAUGCCAGUCCGGCUACCAUUUCGCCCAGAAGGAAUCCGUUAUCGGGGCGAGCCAAGUCAACGACUACCACAACAACGACAACGACAACGGCCAGGCCACGCCCUCGAAGCUUCCAGCGACCUACCAUAUCCAGUCUUCAAGCGCGAGCAAGACCACAAAGCAAUCUCUUUCCGCCACGUGGACUGUUCCAGCAGCAGCAAAAGGAUCCAGUGCCACCGGCGGACAAUAGUGAAACAAAUGAUGCUGAAAACGAAUCCGACUAUGAUGACGAUGAGGACGGCGAGCAGGCCGAUGGAGAUGCUGAUGUGGAGGAGAACGAGGCCAGACGCCGUCGCAGUUCCAAUCGAAAGGUAGCAGAGCCAAGAAAUCUAUCGCGUAAGCGCCGGCAGGCAGAUAGUCUAAACAGAAGUCGAUUUCGAUUUCGCCGCCCGAAGACCGUCACAACAGAGGAGCCGCCGAUCGUCGAAGAAAUCACUGAAACUUCGCCAAGUACGGCACGUGCGAAAACCAAUUCUCGCUUUGGCUCCAGGUACCACCAGGCCAUGCACAAACAGCAAAUGAGCACAAACGCGCCGCCUACAACGAGCCAUCGGUCGAUUCGGCCCACAAGACCAACAUCGCCACGAACACAGUUUACGCUCAGAGAGAAGGAUACCACAAUAAAGAGCAUUACCCGACCGGGUGGAACUACCUCGAACUUUCGACGCCAGCAACAGCCGGCCAUUAGACGCAACCCGACCGUCUCCAGCUCGUCAAAUUCGCGUCGGUUAAAGAGCUACAGCAAUCAUAAUAGCAACAACAACAAUGCGGAAAGCUCCGGUCUGCGUACCUCGAGCAGUCCCCGCUCUCGGAAGGGCAAUGCUAACGGUGCGACCCGGGGUCGAGGCACAAUGCGCGGCAGGAAUCGCAACGAGUACAGCUUGGAGACGCCGCCACCGGAACUGGGAUCGGUGACAAUCACAGUUACGCAUCUGAUACCGGCGGAGGUGACGGUGCCCGUUGUAAACGGUCAGGUGACCGAAUACAAGAACAUUGUUACGGCCAAGACAAGCAUCGAGGUACUGGGACCACAUCAGUACACCCAAAGUCUGGGCAACAAUGGGCAAACGUCGCUGUUCCUCACCCGUGAGGAUUCCAGCGUGAAUGCGGCCGGUGCAACGGAGCUAACACGAUAUCUACUGCAGGACUCCCUGACAUCGACUGUUACAUUUACGCCGACCACAAUUCGGGGCAGGAAGACCUCCUUCUCGCACGUUCUGCCCUCGACCGUGUAUUCGGUGGAAAACGUUGUGUCCACGCUGCAGCCGCAGAUAGCGGCAAAUGCGCCGCUUGCGAAUAUUUUGCUGUCGCAACUGUUGUUGGGCAACAUCAAUUUGCCGAGCAAUCCUCUCCUGGGCGCACUUGGCCAGCCCCAGGCUCUAGGCUUGGGCACGGGUACGGGCUCAGCAGUGGUGGAGCCAUCGUUGCCAGUUACGGAAUAUCGCACCCAUACGUCGACCUAUGUAACCACCAUAUACGACGGCAAGUCCACAAUUGUGCCGAUCACCUUCCAGGGCAAGAAGAUACUGACAACUGUCUUCGAUACGACGGCACAGACAAUAACAGCCACCGAAUAUAGCGUAGACACAAUAAUAAAUACACCCAGCCCGCAACAGCAACUGCAGCCAUCCGGACAGGUGGCUCAGGUGAACAGCCUCCUGUUGCAGCAAUUGCUACUCCAACAACAACAACAACAACAACAGCAGCAGCAACAACAACAGCAGCUACAGCUGCCGGCUCAGAUAAUGCAGACGACGUCGCCGCAAAUAAUUUUGAGUGAAAACCUGCAGGAUUUGGAGGAGGGGACACAAUUCGAUGCGGAUGAUAAUAUCGAUGAUAUUAUAGUGCCAGCGAUUGGCCAUAAAGAGCAUCACGUGCAGCAUUCCGGCAAGAGUCGCAAAAAGCCAAGGAAACCAAACGGAGGCCAGAACAAGCGCAACAAGCAACAGUUGCCCAGAGGAGGAUCGCAGGAGGAGGAGGAGGAGAGCAGCGUGGUUACGCUCUAUGUCUCUGGCCGCAGGCCAGGUGAGUUCAGCACAAUUCUGUCGACGGUGCACAAUAGCCGUGAUCACGAUCACCUGGCCCCAUCCAGCUUGCACAAGCGACAUGCCCAGACGGCUGCACUACAUAUUCCGGAUGAUGAGUAUGAGUUUGGGGAGAGCGAACGGGUGCUAUCAUAUUUACGACCUCUGGAGCAGCAACCAAAUGAGUUGAAUUUGAUUAGCCCCGAUUUGGAUGAGGAGGAGUGCGAGGAUUGUGCAUGGAAAGAUCAUACAGCUUCCCUGGAGAGCAUCAUUGGCGAUGUCGAUCUGUGGUAUGCCAAGGCAACGAAGCAGGCGAAAGAAUCCUCAUCGAAUACGCAGGAAGUCUCCUUGUCGAGCAGCAAGGCGAAUCUCAAUCAAUCGAAUGCAAUAUAUUUUUUAGCAUAAAUGACCUCGCUGAGUUGUUCCCACUUCAGUUGCAGGUCACAAAUACUACACAAUAUCCUCAAGGAAUUACAAGUCGGAUUUCCAAGCGAGAAGUCUCUCUCUCUCACAAGCCCCGACUGCGUAAGGUCCUUGUGCGACGCAAGCCCCACAAAUCUGUACUCCCAACACUAGUCAAUAACAACAACAACAACAACAAUAACAAUCGAAGCGAAAUCGAUUCGAAAGGCAGAUCUGAGCCAAAGAAACUUCGUGUUGUAGUUUUCCAGCAUAGACCUACAAAGAGUAGAAACCAUACAGAAAAUACAUUUUCCCCAACACUAUCCGCCGUGACAAAGUUAACGGCAAAUCCAGCAGCCACAUUGCAAACGGAACGUUUGCCAACACUGUCCAUGUCAAAGUUAACGUCAAAGUUAACGUCAAUGAAGAACGCUACAACCAAGCGACGACCUAGAAAACGUAAGCAAAAGCAACUUAGCAAUAAAAGCCAUCAAUUAUCGAUUUCCGAGCGGGUUACCCAACAAACUGCACUGCAACUGAUUACCACAACAAGUACUGAACUAUUUACUCGAACCUACACCUAUGUCGUGGAGCGGGUGCACAAUGAUCAAACCGAGCUUCUCGAAUCCAUCUCAACGUUUACGCGAGUGAAUACCCGAACUCUGCCUGCGACACUGACUAUUACGCGUACUCAACUAAAUAAUAUUUCGGUGAUUUCCACACAACAACCUUGAAAUCUUUCCGAAAUUAUUUUCAGUAGGGACCGAAGUUAUAUGGCAUAAAACUUCAAACUGAAUAAUUCAAUAUCCAAGGAAUAUUUCUAUUUUUUGGUCGAAUCCUUUUAAAAACUUAAUAAUCUUGUUUUAAUGAAAGCAGAGCUCAACUCUUGCUUUUCAUCUUUUAUUAGAAAACUUAUUAAAUUGUAAAAUAACAAAUUAAUGUUCAAAAUUGAAUGCAACUAAAUUAUUUAACUAAUUAUUCGAUAAACAAUAAAAAAAAGGAAUUCAUAGAGGUCAAACUUUGACGGUCCCUGGCUAAAAGAAAGUAUGGUACAACAUUUACAUCAUACAUAUGUAUUUUGAUGUAUCUUGAUGUAUUUCACACACACCCACACACACACACACAUACACAUCAUAUACGCAUGUAUAUACAUAUAUAUACUCUUUUUUGUUAACUUCAGAUCUUAAGUUUAUUUAUCCUCCACGCCCGAUUAUAAUAUAUGUGUAUAUGUAUAUUGCUCCUUGAAAAAUAUAUGUCAAUAAAAUGUACAUAAUUAUAAUAGCUAUGCAUAUAAGGACAUGUUAACUGAAGUCUAAAUUGUACAUUUUAAGUUAACUUUCAGUCUAUAUCUACAUAUAUAUCGUUUAUAACAACGGGCAAUUAAUACAAAAUA
Messenger RNA from Drosophila montana, 9404 nucleotides. RefSeq names its product mucin-2. The record is from RefSeq and is a predicted model, not a curated record. Bases 257 to 8014 code for a protein of 2585 amino acids. The transcript has 3 exons. NCBI's taxonomy places the organism in Eukaryota, Metazoa, Arthropoda, Insecta, Diptera, Drosophilidae. Gene Ontology annotation, molecular function: calcium ion binding.